Tachysurus vachellii is the source of this 5139-nucleotide messenger RNA. It is a transcript of the gene wdr47a, whose product is annotated as WD repeat domain 47a. The record is from RefSeq and is a predicted model, not a curated record. Lineage: Eukaryota; Metazoa; Chordata; Actinopteri; Siluriformes; Bagridae. The transcript is spliced from 15 exons. Gene Ontology annotation, molecular function: protein binding. Bases 282 to 3005 code for a protein of 907 amino acids.
CUGAAAAAUAACCAACCAAUCAGACUCGCCAACACAGAUUUUCCCAGCAUACGUGCAUCUGAUUGGUGGGCGACACCGAGGAAGCGUUCGCCUGACAACCAGCGCUAGGGAGGUAACGGCACCAAGAGAGGCGAAACAACAACAGAGAUAAAGACAUCGCCCUUAUUAAUCAAUUCAAUUAACCAUCCAGGUGGAUUGUUGUGUGACAGCACGACUUAUAAAACCCUAAAGCUACCGUGUGCAGUUUGCGUAUAUGUAGACUUUAUCAGAAGUUUUCCACCAUGACAGCAGAGGAGACCAUCAACAUAAAGGAGGUGGAGAUCAUUAAAGUGAUUCUGGACUUCUUGAACUCGCGGAAGCUGCACAUCAGCAUGCUGGCCCUGGAGAAGGAGAGUGGAGUAAUCAAUGGCCUCUACUCAGAUGAUAUGCUGUUCCUCAGGCAGCUUAUUCUAGAUGGACAGUGGGAUGAGGUGCUACAGUUUAUUCAGCCUCUGGAGUGUAUGGAGAAGUUUGAAAGGAAAAGAUUUCGCUACAUUGUACUUAAACAGAAGUUCCUGGAAGCGCUCUGUGUAAAUAAUGCCAUGUCAGCUGAGGAUGAGCCACAGCAUCUGGAACUCACCAUGCAGGAAGCUGUAAAAUGCCUCCAUGCUUUGGAAGAGUUCUGUCCCUCCAAAGACGACUACAGCAAACUCUGUCUUCUCCUCACCCUCCCGCGUCUUACCAACCAUGCCGAAUUUAGGGAUUGGAACCCAAGCACGGCACGUGUACGCUGCUUUGAGGAGGCGUGUACCAUGGUGGCUGAGUUUAUCCCGGCUGACCGCAAGUUGAGUGAGGCAGGUUUCCGGGCUGGUGCGGACCGCCUGUUUCAGCUGCUGGUCAAGGGUGUGCUGUAUGAGUGUUGUGUUGAGUUCUGUCAGAGCAAGGCCACAGGCGAGGAAAUCAGUGAGGCAGAGGUGCUGCUGGGCAUUGAUGUGCUCUGCGGCAAUGGCUGUGAUGAUCCUGACCUGAGUCUUCUGUCAUGGCUUCGUAACCUGGCACCUAACGUAUUCUCAUGUGCCUUUGAGCAAAAGGUGCUCAACGUGCAUGUGGACAAGGUGGUUAAACCAGUAAGAGCGGCCCACGCUGACCUGCUCACACCACUCGUCAGCAAACUCUCGCCAUGCCCUGCCUCUCCUUUGCGCCGCCCACAAUCAGCUGACACCUACAUGUCACGCUCACUCAAUCCAGUUCUGGAUGGUCUUGCCUAUGGCCUGUCUGGCCUAGAGAGAAGAGGAGGAACCAGAGCCAGUGAUGUAGGGAAAGCAUCACCGAUGUCACAUUCAUUUGCCAACUUCCAAUAUCCAGGGGGGCAGAACCUGAGCCGGAGUCUGAUGAUGGAGGAGUCACAAUGCCAAAGCAUCUUUGAAGAGUCGCCUGAGAGCUCCAGAACUCAAACUCCAUCAGAUAAAAUGAUGGGCUUGACUGGUUCCCAGAACUCUCGCCCAGUCUCUGCACCAGGUCAGGAUGCAUCAGAAACCACCUCUGCAGACACGAAUGAGUUGCGUGAGUCAACGGAGCAGUAUCAGGAGUACUAUAGACAGCGCUUACGUGUACAGCAGCAUCUGGAACAGAAGCAGCAACAGAGGCAGCUGUACCAACAAAUGCUGCUGGAGGGUGGAGUCCAGCAGCAGGAGACUUCACCCAGUGCCAAGCACAACCUCACUGAGACGUUCCUCAACAGAUCCAUUCAAAAGCUUGAGGAGCUGAAUGUUGGAAUGGAUGAUCUGGAUGAGGAGGUGCAGGCUCUCUCUCUGCAGUGUAAUGGUGGAGGUGGAGGAGAGACAGGAACAACUUCAGGGGGGGCCACAGACACAACACUUCAUCAAGAAGGGGCCGGACUUAGCAACAGCACACCUCAAAGAAAAAGUGGACAAGUGGCUGUUCCAUCUCCCACUGAGUCCCCCGUGCUACCAAGUAGUGUUCAGAAGGAGAGAGAUGGACAGAGUGAUACCAGCUUGACACGUACUAAAGGAACAGAGGAAGACAAGUCCAAGACAAUGUUUAUAACAGUGAGUACUUUGGAAGAUACACAAGCCGUGCGGGCUGUGGCCUUCCACCCCUCAGGGAUGUUCUACGCUGUGGGCUCCAACUCCAAAACCCUGCGGGUCUGCGCAUAUCCUGAUACAUUAGAAACCAGUGGUGCAUGUAAACCCCCGGUGGUGUGCUUUAAGAGAAAUAAACAUCAUAAAGGUUCUAUUUACUGUGUGGCAUGGAGCCCCUGUGGGCAGCUUCUGGCCACUGGCUCCAACGACAAGUACGUCAAAGUGCUGCCAUUCAACACUGAAACCUGCAAUGCCACCGGUCCUGAUCUAGAGUUCAGUAUGCAUGAUGGUACUAUUCGAGACCUAGCCUUCAUGGAAGGGCCUGAGAGUGGAGGAUCCAUCUUAAUCAGUGCUGGAGCAGGAGACUGUAACAUCUAUACUACUGACUGCCAGAGAGGACAGGGGCUUCAUGCUCUCAGCGGACACACAGGCCAUAUACUGUCACUGUAUACAUGGGGAGGCUGGAUGAUUGCGUCUGGUUCACAGGAUAAGACUGUGCGUUUUUGGGAUUUACGCAUUCCCAGUUGUGUAAGAGUUGUUGGAACAGCUUUUCAUGGGUCAGGUAGCCCAGUAGCCUCAGUGGCAGUGGAUCCCAGUGGGCGUCUGCUAGCCACAGGUCAGGAAGACAGUGCCUGUAUGCUGUAUGACAUCAGAGGGGGUCGGAUGGUGCAGACAUAUCGACCUCACUUGAGUGAUGUGCGUUCAGUACGUUUCUCCCCUGGAGCUCACUACUUGCUUACGGGCUCCUAUGACACAAAGGUUAUCACCACAGAUCUACAAGGAGACCUGACGAAGCAGUUGCCAUUGACUGUAGUAGGAGAGCACAGUGAUAAAGUAAUCCAAUGUAGAUGGCACCCACAGCACCUCUCCUUCCUCUCUUCAUCAGCUGAUCGCACAGUCACCCUCUGGACACAAAACACGUAGAGCUGGGUCUCACCGCACAACUUACUCUACUGACAAAACCGUCCAGUUGGAUGAAUCUGUAAAUAGUGUGUGUGUGUUUGUGUGUGUGUGUAUGCAUGUGUGCGUCUGUGUUUAUUAUUUGUGACAGCCUCACUUCCUCGCCACUUCUUUCUCAAUGUUGCGGAAAUAGUAGCAGUUACAUUGUUUUCACACAAACUACAUGUUUCAGCAGAAUAAAAUAUACAGUUUUACAGUAAAUUUACAGCAACUAGAAUCAAAGUAGCACAGAAUACAGAUCAUUCCCAAAUUAAAUGAGUAAAACAACAUGAGUAAGCUACAGGAAAGUAGUGCAAUGUAUACAUAAUACAUGCAUACAGAAGAUGCGUUAUGAUGUCAUAUAGACAAUGAAAGAAGGCAGCAAAUCUUAUGGUCACAUGACACAGAGAGUUGAAGGCAGACGUACUGCAUCUUGAUAAGCACAUCAUGAAAGAAGAUUGGAUUACUGGCCAGAUCUAUUCCUCGGAACAAAAACAGGUUGUCCACAUCCAAACGUGAGACACUUUACAUGUUUAUUGUUUUUAAUGAUUCCUUUGAAUAUUUAUCUGCUCUAAGACUAAAACUAGCAACCGUAACUGUCAGGCCCAGUUAAGACAUUUGUUAAACAUGCAAGCAACACAUUCUGAAGUGUGAAAAAACACACGCCGCAGAUACCCUUAUUCUGUCUGAAUUGUGUGAAUAGAUGCUUCUGUGUGCUAUGUGUGGUGAUAUUUUGUAUGGUGCCUUGCUUCAUGGGUUAUUUAUAAAGCUUUAUGAUACACUCCAGACAACCAAGUAUUAAAUAAUCAUUAGGAUUGGGGUCAAUUCCAUUCAUUUCAGUUCAGCAUGUCCAAAAUACAGAUGCUAUAAUUUUUGAAUUAAAUUCUUCAUUCCAUAUUUAACUAUCUUUCUGAAAUGUCCAUAUGGUCUGGAAAGCUGUGCAUGAACAAAGCUAAAUCAUAUCACAUACAGUCGUAUACAAUAAUUUAAUAUUUUCAUUCAUUCAUCUUCAAUAUCCACUUUAUUAUGAUAGUGGAGUGGUAGUGAAGCCCAGCCAGAAACAUAAUGGAGGAAUCCACCUUGGAUGGGACAAAAUUCCAUCAUAUGACACCAUGUGCACCUACAAUCCAGCCAUUCUUUCCUUCCAAAACGAAGAUGGGAUGAAACCCGCAAGCACAUGGGGAGAACACGUGAAACUCCACACAGACAGUAAUUAGAGCUCAGAAUGGAACCAGGACCCAGAAGGAAAUAAUGUUUCCUGCUGCACCAUUAUUUAUAAUUAUGUUUAUAAUAAUAAAAAUAAAUAUAAAACAAUAAUAAUGAUAAUAAUAAUAGAUGGAUUGACAAUUUUCCUCUAGGUAUGACUGAGUGAAUAACUCUUGAGCCAUCUCAACCCUCAUAAUAGUAAUGAUUUGGUGAUACAGUAUGAUGGUGCAGCAUAUAGCGUUUAUGAUUCAAAUCUAUGUGUGUGUUUGCUGCAUCCUGUUUCGGGUGUGUUCUCCUACAAAUUGUCCCCUGAAUAGGCUUCAGAUUCACUUCAUUCAUAAAUAUGUUUAGGGUAACUAAAGUGAACAGAUUGAAUUGACACUUGUUUGCAGUGACAAUAUUUUGCUGCUCUGUAUAUUAAAUAGAAAACAGCAGUCUCAAAACAGAAAAUGUAUAUUUUGUGAUCAACGGAGUUAAAAAUAAUUCAGUCGUGUGCGAGUAGACUUUUAUGCACUGAAUGUUACUGAAUUACUUUCUGUAUGAAUGUAACUCCUGUGUUUUUCCCUAUUGACUGAAAUGCAGUGUUUUGCCUGAAAUAUAAGAUCUGUGCAAAUGCUUAAACUCUGUUAAAAUGUUGAACUUGGAUUAUAACAAAUUAAUGCCAUAUUUAAUUUAACCCAACUAGUUGAUUCUUGUUUUCUUGUUUUGUGGCAACUACACUAACCUAUUUAUUUUAACAUUUUUGUUCAUGAAACUUGAUCCUGUUUGUCAUUGGGACAUAAGUGAUGUGACAUAAUAGUACCAUAUUAUACAAGUAUUUUUUUGUAACUUGAUAACUAAUGCCAUUCAUAUUUUAUGGAACAUCAAAUGUCUGCUCCUGUAGAGUGAAAAUAAAGGCUUCUUGGUCACUUUC